AUGACUGACAAGAAGGAGACGAAAAUCGAUGUCAAGAAGGUGACGAAGGCUGCCGUGGAUGACGUCGAAUUCGAGGAGUUCCCCGUGCUCGACUGGCCAGAGAAGGGCGAGGAGGAAGACGUGAACGUGUGGGAGGACAACUGGGACGACGAGACCAACGAAUCCGAAUUCUCCCAAAAGCUGAAGCAGGAGCUCGACAAACUGAUGGCCCAGCGCAAACAAAAACAGAAUGCA
Mesorhabditis spiculigera is the source of this 234-nucleotide messenger RNA. The record is from the annotation of a GenBank genome assembly. Lineage: Eukaryota; Metazoa; Nematoda; Chromadorea; Rhabditida; Rhabditidae.